GGAAUUGCCUUUUAAUUUCAGGAUGUUAAUUGAUUUUGAUUGAAAUGGAUGCAUGAUUUCUCCUUUUAUUGUAACUUACGUAGAUUUUGUUAGAAGGAGACCUCCUCAAAAGGAGCAAAAACGUCGAAAUGACAUAUACGUAAACAGAAAAACCGACUUUGCUGGACAACUAGAACGAUGCCAAAAGAUCCUUGAUUCAAGUGAGCAAGAGGUAACUAUUCAUGGUUUGGGUUCUGCAAUCAAUCGUGCAAUAAAUCUGGCUCUGCAGCUUGAACAAAGAGGACAAGGAACUGUUGAGUUAUCAACAACAACUUCCAGUGUCAAACUUGUGGAUGACUUUGAGCCUGAAUGUGAUGACCAGGAAGGAUAUUCUAGAGUACGAACCAACUCAGCAGUGCACAUAAGAGUUUACAAGAAACCUCUUCCCCUAUGUUGAUUCAGAAGGAGCUUGUUGUCCUACUUGAACCCUUAUUCUUGGUGUUCAAGAAGUCACCUUUUUUCAUUGACAGGUCAAGUUUCCACAAACUUGCUUAAAGACAACACCUACUGGGCAAAUAUACUGUUAAGAAAAAGCCUGGCAGGUUGAAAGUUUUAUUUAUUGUCCAACACCUUUGAACAAGUGUUCAGAAAAGUUGAGUAAUGGUGCCUGAUCCUUGCUUUUUCAAAGAUGCACUGAAGCCAACAGCAUAUAUAUAUAUUAACAUGGUUCAU
Molecule: messenger RNA, 711 nt
Organism: Stylophora pistillata
Lineage: Eukaryota; Metazoa; Cnidaria; Anthozoa; Scleractinia; Pocilloporidae
Product: ribonuclease P protein subunit p20-like
Biological process (GO): tRNA 5'-leader removal
Cellular component (GO): nucleolar ribonuclease P complex; nucleus; ribonuclease MRP complex
Molecular function (GO): nucleic acid binding
Source: RefSeq, a predicted model, not a curated record